AUGGAUAGACAAUUCAAAGGGUUCGAACCUAUUCAUACUGUUUUUUACUCUAAUUUCCAUCCUACUGAGGGUUCUAAAGUUUGCUAUCAGUUCCCACCAAAUAACUUACAAAACUAUAAUAUUAACUUCAAUUCAGUUAAAAACUAUAUUAUACCGAAACCUCAAUUAUGUCACAAAUUGUUGACUAUGAAAUAUGAAAACUACCGGAUCGUAUCUUACCCAGUCACUGUCAAUUCACAAUCGUAUGCAAGAAACUUCUUUAGUUUUAAUUUUGUAUUUAUAUUCCCUUACGACUGUGAAACUUCACCAUACGAACCAGCUAUUGCAAGAUUGGCUAAAAUGUUUCGUGUCCUAGAAGAACAAAACCAAAUCUUAUCAUUGGCAGAAAAUGACCCAAUAUUCUUCAAGGAUCCCUCUACAUUAUCAAGUAAACCAGAUUCAAAUUUCUCGAUUCAGGAUCUUAUAAUGAGAAUAUAUCAAGAUCUUAACAGCUAUUCAGAAUGUUUAAUCCCGAUUAAUGAUGCCAAUACUGUAGACAUUAAACUUUUUCCUCUAGUUCCACCGCCAACCGCAAUUCAGCUAUCAGUAGAUGCUGUUCCAAUAUCUGUGGUGAAUAUGAACAAAGUUAUAGAUUUAAAUUGGGAUCCAACAAUGCUUAACAUUCUACCAUUUAUUGAUGGGCUUAAUAGUAUUUCAAAUAUCUCAAAACUAAGUGAUAGUGACUCAAAUUUAGUAAUUGAAUGUAUUAGACAUCUGAUCUAUUAUAAAUGUGUCAUAAUAACUGACAUUUUCCAGUUUUCCAAUAUAUAUGCUCCAACAAAUCAGAUCACCACUUUCUUAUCCGAUCCUAAACUAUCUUAUGAUUGCCAGCUAUAUGUAACUUUACCAAAAAAUGCAGAUAUUUUAAAACUCCCAUUUAAUGAAUUGCCAAUUUCAAAUAGUAACAGUAAUCUUACCUCUACAACAAACCUAGCCAGAGGUGGCACACCAUAUCACAAAAAAACCAAUUCCAUGUCGUCCCAAAACUCUACAGCCAAUAGGCUGUUUAUGUCUCCUGGACGAUCGUCCAUAACCUCAUCCCCAGUCUCGUCAUUAUACCCAAAUAGGAAACACUCUGAGAGUUCCCUAUCAAGUGAUGGUCAAUUUUUCAGGUCAUCUGAUAAAUAUAAUUAUUUACCAACAAGAUCAACCUUAUUUGAUCUAUACAGGUCAUUAAACCAUGCUAUUACAAUACAGACGUGGUAUGAAAUAAAUUAUGACAUAAUUAAUACAAACAAUAUUGAUAUUAGAAGAUUGAUUAAAUUUGGAAUAACGAAACGACUGAUAUAUAGAGUGUACUCUUACCCUAUUAUGUCUGAUAAUAAGUUAAAAGACACGAGAAUUCUUAAAAAAGAUAAUAAAGACAGCAAGAAAGACUUUCUAUUAUCAACUUCUGAUAUUAAAUUUGAUGUCGGAGAUAAGCUAUUAAAUUCGAUUUACAAAAAACUAUCCAAAGUAUCAUUUGAUAGCACAAGCCCUUCUCAUGAUAUGUUAGGAAGUGCAACAAGUGUAGAUAAAACAGAAACAAAAGGUAAAUACACUUUAAGUGAUACUGAAAGGGAAAUGUUAGUUGAGGCAUUGGAUAACUUUGAAUCGUUUGACAAAAUAUGUGUCAGGCUAGGGAAACCUAGAGCUGAAGUUGAAUUAUUACUUCGAGAGAUUGGCGAAUACAAAAUAAUAAAUAUUUAA
This is a messenger RNA of Maudiozyma barnettii, 1728 nucleotides long. It is a transcript of the gene NPR2, whose product is annotated as nitrogen permease regulating protein NPR2. Gene Ontology annotation, biological process: positive regulation of autophagy; negative regulation of TORC1 signaling. The coding region runs from base 1 to 1728 and encodes 575 amino acids. The record is from RefSeq and is a predicted model, not a curated record. Gene Ontology annotation, molecular function: GTPase activator activity. Gene Ontology annotation, cellular component: GATOR1 complex; vacuolar membrane. NCBI's taxonomy places the organism in Eukaryota, Fungi, Ascomycota, Saccharomycetes, Saccharomycetales, Saccharomycetaceae. The transcript has a single exon.